This is a messenger RNA of Amaranthus tricolor (Joseph's coat), 3546 nucleotides long. RefSeq names its product vacuolar sorting protein 3. The coding region runs from base 261 to 3278 and encodes 1005 amino acids. Gene Ontology annotation, cellular component: membrane; cytoplasm. The record is from RefSeq and is a predicted model, not a curated record. Lineage: Eukaryota; Viridiplantae; Streptophyta; Magnoliopsida; Caryophyllales; Amaranthaceae. The transcript has 14 exons. Gene Ontology annotation, biological process: endosomal vesicle fusion; intracellular protein transport; autophagy.
GAAAUCUUGUAAUUGUGAUUAAAAAUUUCCACAAAACUCGAAAUCCCACCAACCAUAAACACCCAAAAAAAGAAUAAAUUAAAAAGCUAGAAAAAUCAACAGUUGACGCCCCGUGGUUGAUCGCCGGUAAUUGGAUUAUCAUCCAUCCGCCAUUGUUGUCGACUUGAUCUUCGAUGGUAAACUUUCUCAUACAAGACCUAGAAAAAUUGAUUUGAGUGCGUCAGAUUACAAAGAGUUUUGGCUUCUCUGAAGUUUCUUCAAUGGCGAAAAAACUAGAACCCUCUAAGUCGAGGACAGUUCUAGAAUUUCUUGCGCACUUUGACCUUCCAUUGUCUUCACUGAAUUCUUUCAGUUCCAUUGCCAUUGUUACUCUCUCUGAUACUCAGAUUGUAAUUUACGCUGGAACUCAUUCUGGCUCUCUCCUUUUACUGACCCUAAACCCUAAUGUCGACCCAUCAUCUGGUGGUGACAAGGUGAAGCUUGUAAGAUAUGUAUCAAUCAGUCACUCUGCUAUUGAGUCCAUUCAUGUUAUUGCUCUAAUUGGUAAGAUUUUAGUUCUUUCAGAUGGGUUUUUGUAUUUAGUUGAUCUGCAAUUAUUACAACCCGUUAAAAGGUUAGGGAUUUUCAAAGGUGUUAAUGUGAUUGCUAGAAGAGUUUGCACUUCUGAAUCUGGAAAUUAUAGUUGGAUUUAUGAGGAGGAUUCUAGUAAUAGUAGUGUUGGUGGGAGGCUUAUAAAGAAAUUGAGUGUUGGAAGUAGAUCAAAAGGUUUAAAGAUAAAAGAAUUUGAUUUUGGCGGUGACGAUAAUGGUGGUGGUGUGGGUGCUUGCCUAUUUGUUGUAGCAAUGGUCAAAAAAUUGGUUUUUAUUAAGCUCAAUUCAGGUAGUGAUAAUGGUGGAGAUUCUGAUGGGCAAUACGGUUCGUUUUCGGUUUUGAAGGAAAUGCCAUGUAUUGAAGGAGUAAAAGCGAUAGCUUGGCUUGAUGAUUCAUUAUUUUUAGGGACUGAUAAUGCAUAUAGUUUAAUGUCUUGUGUUACAGGGCAUGUCAAUUUAAUAUUUUCACUUCCUGAAAUGUCGAUUUCACCUCCUUGUCUUAAAUCAUUGUCAAAGGAAAAGAAGGUUCUUUUGUUGGUUGAUAAUGCUGGUAUUAUUGUAGAUAGUUAUGGUCAACCUGUUGGUGGUAGCUUGGUGUUUGGUUGUACUCCCCUUGCUAUCGCUGAGUUUUCUUCAUAUGUAGUGGUUGCUGGUGAGGGAAAGAUGGAGUUGUAUCAUAAAAGAUCAGGAACAUGUGUUCAAGCUUUUUCGUUUGGCGGUGGCAUUGGAACGAGUAGUUGUUUUCUUGCUGACGAGGAGAACGGGAAUGGAAAAUAUGUUGCUGUUGCUACAUCCUCCAAGAUAUUAUGCUACCGUAAAAUACCAUCUGAAGAACAAAUCAAAUAUCUCUUGAGGAAGAAGAAUUUUAAGGAAGUGAUAUCAUUAGUUGAGGAGCUUGAGAUUGAUGGUGACAUGUCCGGUGAUAUGCUAUCUUUUGUUCAUGCUCAAGUGGGGUUCCUUUUGCUGUUUGACUUACAUUUUAAGGAAGCAGUUGAUCAUUUCCUAUUCUCAGAAACCAUGCAGCCAUCUGAGAUAUUUCCUUUUGUUAUACAAGACCCCAACAGAUGGUCUUUGCUGGUUCCUAGGAAUAGGUAUUGGGGUUUACAUCCACCCCCAAUACAUGUUGAGAAUGUUGUGGAAGAUGGUCUGUUGGCUAUCCAAAGAGCAGCUUUUUUGAAGAAAGCAGGAGUGGAUACUCCUGUAGAUGAUGAGUUUCUUUUGAAUCCACCAAGCAGGGCUGAUCUUUUGGAGUCAGCUUAUAGUAAUUUUAUUAGGUAUUUUCAAGUUAUGCGGGAUAAAGAUCUUAAUCAACCUGUGAAGGAAGGUGUUGAUACACUCUUAAUGUAUCUAUACAGAAUCCUGAAUUGCACCGAAGAGAUGGAGAAGCUGGCAUCAUCUGAAAAUAGCUGUGUUGUAGAGGAGUUGGAAACAUUGCUAGAAGAAUCUGGGCAUUUAAGGACCCUUGCUUUUCUUUAUGCGAAUAAAGGGAUAAAUUCAAAGGCCUUAGCUAUUUGGCGUGUUUUAGCUAGAAAUUGUUUAUCUGAUGCACACGAAGACCCUGCCGAAACUGGUGACUUGACUGAUUCAAAUACAGCACUAGUUUCCGGCAGGGAAACGGCAGCCAUUGAAGCUUCUAAAAUCCUGGAGGAGUCCGCUGAUGUGGAUUCAAUUCUGCAGCAUCUUGGAUGGAUUUCAGAAGUUGAUGAGGAACUUGCUAUUCGAGUAUUAACAUCCCAAAAACGUAUCAGUCCACUUCCUCCUGAUGAUGUAGUAGGUGCUAUCGAUCCAAGAAAAAUAGUGAUCCUACAAAGAUAUUUACAGUGGUUGAUUGAGGAUCAAGACUCUACUGACACUCAGUUUCAUACAUUGUAUGCUCUUUCUCUUGCCAAAACAGCUCUUGAAAGCCUGGAGACAGAUGUUUCUCUGCAUGCUGUCAACAAGAGCAUUAAGGGGCAAAAUAACUUUAUUAUUGGAAGGGAUUCGUUAUCUGAAAAUCCUGUUCGAGAAAGAUUACAGUUCUUUUUACAUUCUUCUGAUCUGUAUGAUGCUGAAGAGGUUCUUGAGCUGAUUGAAGGGUCAGAAUUAUGGCUUGAAAAGGCUAUUUUAUACCGGAAGUUAGGUCAGGAAACGUUGGUGCUUCAGAUAUUGGCAUUGAAGCUAGAAGACAGUGAAGCUGCUGAACAGUAUUGCGUUGAACUUGGUAGACCAGAUGCCUAUAUGCAGUUGCUUGAUAUGUAUUUGGAUCCUCAGAAUGGCAAAGAGCCAAUGUUUAAUGCUGCUGUUCGCCUUCUUCACAAUCAUGGAGAAUCACUUGAUCCCCUGCAAGUCUUAAAGAGAUUGUCACCUGAUAUGCCCCUCCAACUUGCAUCAGAAACUAUAUUAAGAAUGUUGAGAGCUCGACUUCAUCAUUAUCAUCAAGGAAAGAUAGUGCAUAGUCUUUCCCGAGCUGUAGACGCCGAUGCUAGGCUUGCAAGACUUGAGGAGAGAGCACGGUAUGUGCAAAUCAAUGAUGAGAGCUUAUGUGAUUCGUGCCAUGCUCGUCUUGGAACGAAGCUCUUUGCAAUGUAUCCAGAUGAUUCCAUUGUCUGUUACAAGUGCUCUCGUCGCUUAGGGGAAUCUACUUCAGUAACACGGCGUAAUUUCAAGAAGGAUAUAUUGAUUAAACCUGGUUGGCUCGUCUCCAGAUAGCAUAACGAGAGAUGCAUUCUGCUUAGGUUGCUGUAAUUUCGUUUGGGUCACUGCAUUCGUCGUUAGUUGCCUUUCGAUUUUGUAUUAUGGAGAUAUGAUUUGCCUGUGUAUUUUUAGAAUGUAAAAUAGUGUAUAAGUUGAGCUUUUAGUUGAAUAAAUUCAUCUCCCGAUCUGGAUUUAUCGUCCCGUUACCUUGUAAACAUUGACACCCCGUUGUUCAAUUUAUUAGUAACGGUAAUAAAAUUUUAGUGUAGUUUUGUUUCGAAAA